CGGGGAGGCGGGGUCCUUUUCUGGAGCGGUCGCGCAGGUAGUGGAUGUGGGGAGCUGGGCUCCGGGAGACAUGUAUUACAAGUUUAGUGGCUUCACGCAGAAGUUGAUGGGAGCAUGGGCUUCGGACGCCUAUAGUCCGCAGGGAUUAAAGCCUGUGGUUUCCACAGAGGCACCACCUAUCAUAUUUGCCACACCUACUAAACUGACCUCCGAUUCCACUGCAUAUGAUUAUGCUGGGAAAAACAAGGUUCCAGAGCUGCAGAAAUUUUUCCAGAAAUCCGACGGUGUGCCUGUCCACCUGAAACGAGGCCUGCCUGACCAAAUGCUUUACAGGACCACCAUGGCGCUGACCGUGGGAGGGACCAUCUACUGCCUGAUCGCCCUCUACAUGGCUUCACAACCCAAAAACAAAUGAGUUAGGCUGCAGAGGACUGGUUUGCUUUUUGGCAUAAACCCUUUGAAUUUUCAUUAUUUCUGUUAAAAUUAUUUUUUUUACUUGGAUGACCUAUUUGUUUUGCAAGAAAAACAAAGAUAUGAAGACAAUAUUUUGGUUUAUGAAAUGCUCAUUUGACAGUUAAAACUAUUGUUUAAAGAAAUGACACUAUGCUCUUGUGCUUGUGCUCCUGAUUUCCCUGGAGGUUCUGGAUGAAGGUUGCACAUGGGGUCAUUAACAUCAGUCUGUGUUGAGAACCUCAGGGACUUAGGAUUGCACUUUUGAGCAUGGAGUGCAGAAGGCUUUCUGGAUUUGGAUGUGACCAGGGAAGGGAGACAGAUGCCAAGGUCAGGUGCAUGAAAUGAGGGUUCGAGUUAGUGGUCACUUAGGGGAUUUUUCCAUCUUGCAGUAAAAUGUUAAUAGCAAUUAUUUGUUGGGCAGUUCAAUUUAAAGGGUUUUUUGCCUCAUCUCAGAUCUUUCGUGAAAUUGUAUGUGUAGUUGUGUAUUUAUUCCACCGUGGGAACAGAGACCACCUGUUUAGUGUUGUACUUUAGACUGUUGUCUGUUAAUGUGGCUGUGCCACAAAUUCUCCUUUAUCUUUUAAAAUGUUAUGGCUUUAAAUUAUAAUUACUUUGAUAGUGGAAUAAAUGCAUGAAGGAAAAAUUUAAAGUUUGAAGUUCUUUUAAAUUAAAUGACCUUUCAGGCUCGGCACCUGUGGCUCAAGCGGCUAAGGCACCAGCCACAUAUACCUGAGCUGGCGGGUUCAAAUCCAGUUGGACUGCCAAACAACAAUGAUGUCUGCAACAAAAAAUAGCUGGGUGUUGUGAUGGGCACCUUAGUCCCAUCUACUUGGGAGGCAAAGGCAGGAGAAUUGCUUGAGCCCCGGAGUUGGAGGUUGCUGUGAGCUGUGAAGCCAUGGCACUCUAUCCAGGGUGACAGCUUGAGGCUCUGUCUCAAAAAAAAAAAAAAAAAAAGACCUUUCAGAAUAAUUUUGGAACCUUUCAGGCAUCUUAUACCCUGGUUUAAUUUCUUUCUUUUUAAUUAGACUCCAGAUAAUCUUUACAAAAUGGUUCCUCACAGUCAAGUAGUAGGAGCCUAAUAGCAUGUUGAUGAUUACUAUAUAUGUAUAUAUAUGUUUUUUUAUUCCUUGAGAUAGUCUUCUAUUGCCCAGACUGGAGUGCAGUGGAACAAUCUUAGCUCACUACAGCCCUGAAUUCCUGAACUCAAGCGAUCCUUCUGCCUCAGCCUCCUGAGUACCCGAGACUAUAGGCACAUGCCAUCACACCUGGCUAAAGAUUUUUCUGUAGAGCUAGGCAGGGUCUCACUGUGUUGGCUAUUCUCAAAUUUCUGGCCUCAAGCAGUCUUCCCUCCUCAGUCUCCUAAAGUGCUGGGGUCACAGGUGUGAGCCAUUGUGCCCUGCCUGUAUGGUUCUUUAAUAAAAAAAUCUGUUUGCCCCUUAGUGAAUUGUGCCUGUAAUGCACAAUUUAUUUAGACACUAAUUUCCAAUGCUGUCAUGAUUGGUAGGCUUCACUUAACCUUACACCAAUGCUGAAAAAAGGUAGAAUUUUAUUAUAUAUAAAGUGAUGGUCUGAAUCUUGACAUAGCAAAAAACAGUGGUGAGGAUACUAUAUGGUGAUUAAAGAUGGCAUUCUCACAGCUAGGAAACCCUUAUUCAUAUAUCUGUACAAAUUUAAAUUUUACUCUUUUUUUUUUAAAGAGACAGUCUCACUUUGUCACCCUUGAUAGAGUGCUGUGGCAUCACAGCUCGCAGCAACCUCCAACUCCUGGGCUUAGGCGAUUCUCUUUCCUUAGCUUCCCGAGUAGCUGGGACUACAGGCACCCUCCACAAUGCCCAGCUAUUUUUUUGUUGCAGUUUGGCUGGGGCUGGGUUUGAACCUGCCACCCUUGGUAUAUGGGGCUGGCGCCCUACUCAGUGAGCCACAGGUGCCACCCUAAAUUUUAUUCUUCUUUUGUUUUCCUCAAGUUUGGAAAAUCUCAAACUAUAGAAAAACUGUAAGAAUAGUAGAAUAUGCACCUGUGUAUCCUUUGCUUAGGUCACCAGUUAUCACUAUAUUUCCACCUUUGAUGUUUUGGGGCAACCACAAUGCAUACAUGCAGUUUUAGCUGAAUCUUCUUUUAAGUUUAAGUUAUGGAAUUAUGAUAAAUCAGCUAUAACUUUUUUAGCAGGUAUUUCCUAAAUGUCAGGACAUGUUCCUUCAUAAUCAUAAUACAGUUGUCAAACUCAAUAAAGUUAACAUUGAUAAUAGAA
Molecule: messenger RNA, 2702 nt
Organism: Nycticebus coucang (slow loris)
Lineage: Eukaryota; Metazoa; Chordata; Mammalia; Primates; Lorisidae
Gene: COX7A2L
Product: cytochrome c oxidase subunit 7A-related protein, mitochondrial
Exons: 3
Coding region: 71-415 (114 amino acids)
Biological process (GO): mitochondrial respirasome assembly; regulation of oxidative phosphorylation; mitochondrial electron transport, cytochrome c to oxygen
Source: RefSeq, a predicted model, not a curated record